Hemibagrus wyckioides is the source of this 7185-nucleotide messenger RNA. Its product is annotated as espin-like protein. Gene Ontology annotation, cellular component: cytoplasm. The coding region runs from base 1948 to 3882 and encodes 644 amino acids. The record is from RefSeq and is a predicted model, not a curated record. Gene Ontology annotation, biological process: actin filament bundle assembly. Lineage: Eukaryota; Metazoa; Chordata; Actinopteri; Siluriformes; Bagridae. Gene Ontology annotation, molecular function: actin filament binding. The transcript has a single exon.
UGGGUGAACCAUGUUUGUAUUUUUUUUUUUUUAAAGAAUUGUCUCUGGAGGAUAAGCUGAGAAACUGUCUUUGCUUUUUUUUUUAAAAAACAUUUCAGCUGGUAAUUGUGGUAGAUUUGUCGUAUUUGUAAUACUACAGGGAAGUCACUUUCUCAGCUUAUACAUCAGCUGUUGUUUUUUGGUUUGUAAGUCUAAAGAGAGUGCGUGUGUGAUUUUGCAUGUUUUGCACGGUGUGUGAGCGUGCAUUUACUCUGAAAUCUUUUCUUGCCAAAUAAUCUCCUGUCUGCUAUGACAUCAUUUUAAACCAUGAUAUUUUGCUCAGAUAUAUAGAUAAUCUGAUUAUGAUUAAAAAUAAUUAAAAAGAAUUAGUUGUAGUGAUGAGCAGUUAUACGAAUUAUAAUUCCCAGUCUGUGAAUGGAAUUUAUUAAGGGAAUCUGGUCCAUAUCCAUGUCUUAGACUUCAGAAAAGCUAUGUCUAAUAGGUGAAAAUAUAGUUUUACAGCAUUUUGGAGAAUUUUUACAUGCCCUAGAUAAGAAAGAACAUUUCUCUAGUGGGGAGUUGUUGUUUUUUUUUAAGAAGAACAUGUGGCUAUUCAUUUGCUCGAUAAAGCCUAAAAUGCAUUCAGCUGUAUGAUGUUGACUUGGUCUAGGAUGUGACUGACAGAACAUUCCAGCUCUUUGUAAAUAUAUAAGUAAACACACCUGUCACAUGCUGAUGGACUGUCAGGCAGGGCUGAAUGUCUGACAUGUCUGAAACAAGAAGCGCUCCAUCGGCAGUGUGCGUGUUACAAUAGACGCAUCUGCUUAGCUUUAAUAUUAACUGCUUCUGUGUGAUCGCGAUCAAAGACCAAAUGGGAAACUGUUGUGGUUUAGUUACACAUUUAAGAAGCAUGGAAGAUUAUAGUUUAACUUAAGUCUUAAGUUAUGCUUAAAUCAGGAGAUUUUUAUCAAAUGCAUUUAACACAACUUGCUUGUUUUUGACAAAAUUGGUUCAAAUGUUUUGGAUCCAUCUAUUACUACUGCAUUUUGACUUUUUUGACUUUUGCAUGUGUUUUUGUGUCACUUGGCUAGACAUUGACUUGUCCUUUGCUGUUAUGCAGUGUUCACUUUGAGGCUGCUGUGACCAUCCCAAGGGAACUUUAAAUAAUAUCGAUAUUGCUUUCAUAUUCUUGAAGCGUAGAAAGAUAUGGAGAUAUUGGUGAUGGGGCAUGACAGCUCUAAGUUUUUACAUGGGUAUUCAGUGGUGUGAUGCAAGGUGCCCUCACACUGCAAAUUAUGUCUAAAUCUUGGAAUGCAGCAAUGCCUGUCUACUUUUCUCCCUAUUUUCCAAAAUUCAUGUCUGCUUUCAAAAUCUGUCAAGGCCAGUGGUUGUCAAUCAAGUCCUGUCAAGCAUCUGUCAUUCCAUAUAUUUGUACAUGUUCAUUUAGGCUAUGUUCAUUUGACCAUGAUUCCUGAACAUCAACUGAACAGCUAGUGGAAUGGGCUAAUUAUGUGGAAUGACUGCUUAGGCUUGGUUCAUAAUCCAAACUACAAAUUCAGAGCAGGUAGGAAAAGUGCUGCUGUUGAAUAGAAAAUUGAUUUUGCUAUAUUUUAAAGCUAGUCAAAUUGGAAGCUUUUUGCUUAAAUUUUCCCAAACAAACAUGCUGUUUUGAGAUCCUCAGCAACUGCAAGUUGCUAAAGGUCACACUGCUUCAACUCAUCCCAGCCAUAGUAAAGCAGCUACCAUUGCACCACUAAAUCCAUGUAAGGUUUGAAACGUUUGGUGUGAAGAAGCAUGUCUGUCAAGCAUUGGACCUACAGACUGAAGGACAACCCAUCCAUCUGUUUUUGUUCCUCUCUGUCUCCUCCUCUGACCCUGCUUUAGUUUUCUACCAGUGGCUAUUUCCAAGCACGAGACUGGCAUUACUCACAUGCACACAAUGCUAUACUGGGCCCAUUUGGUGAACUGAUGACUGAGGAUGACCUCAUUCGCAUUGAGAGACAGAUUGAGAACCUUCAAGUAAUGCACAAAGUGACAGAGGUAGAAAAAGAGUUGGAGCAGCUAGAGAAAGAAUUACAUCAGCUCCUUCCUGUGUCUGCUGCCCUGACCCAGGACCAUUUCUCUGUCAACCCUAAACAGGUUCAUGGCCAAGCAGAGGACCUCCCUGCUUGGUGUAGCAAAAUUUCCACACUGCUUAAAAGCAUGGCCAUCCUCCUUGCUACAUUAGGUGGUAAGGAAAUUGACAUUCUGGAAAUGAUUAAUCAAGGAUAUACAUAUGAAGGUCUAAAAGGUGGAAAAGAACAGACAACAUCCGUUACCUCAGGAAACAUUGGCCGAUCACAGUCUUUCUCAACCCGAGAGGAGGUGGAGAAGGAACUCAAGCAGUGUGGUGUGUCAGUGAAAAAUCUGAAGGCCAAUUAUGAGAUGAUCCAGAGUCAGUCCAAGUAUGAAGAAGACAAGAUGAACCGAGUAUACAAACGGAAGAGAUCCUUGCCAGUAGUGAGUGAGUGCAGUUAUUCGCCUGAGCCUAUCCUGGAAGAUGAACUACUCUUCACAUCUUGUGAUAUCAACUCUCAAGUCACUAAUGGUCUACCACCAGAGCAAGAUCCGAGAUUGCCACUAGUAGAUGAGCCAGUUAUAACACCAUCAUAUGCACCUUUGGUAUACAGUGAACCUAACGGUGUCUCCCAGUCAGGUAUGGAUAACAUGGAGCACUCUCUGUCCAGUGACCCAGCACUAAAUGGAAAUCAUCUCACCCGCAGCCUUGAGGUUCAGACCGACGUGAGCUAUGUUCAGGAGUCUAUCGAGAUGCGCAAGGAGAGGAUUGUGUUCUUGUUUCUGGAGCACUGGAGAAAGUACACUAUGACAGAGUCUUACAGACCCAAGUGCACAAAGAGAAGAAUAAGUCAAGGAGUCGAAAUGGAUGGCUCCCAGGAUAACAAUAACCAGUUUGAAUUGGAUGGGAUUGAGGAUGACCAGCUCCUGCACUUCAUGAAACAAAGGCAGGUAGUAGGGAACCUGCUUGGCCACUGGAGAGCCAUUAUGAGCCAAGUACCCUCACGUCAGAUCCGUCGGCUCAGUCGUGCUCAAAUGAUCUACUGGCCCGAGCAUUUUCUCCCUCAUAUAAAUGGGGCUCCAGUCCGUUAUGAGAACCUGACCCUUGAUCUUUUCAUGCUUGGCUACUUCCAACUGCUUGAGAUGAACAUGCCUCGCAGUGAGCGGAAGUUCCGGCACUUGCUGUGCUAUGAGAUGUUUGAUCGAAUCGGCAGCCAUCCUUGGGAAGUGAUCCGUGAAUUCCACCGUGAAGUGAUGGAAAGCAUUGAGAGAGGGAAUUGUGAUUGGUCAGAUGGCUUUGAGGACAUCAAACUGAAAUAUUUUGGCAACACUACAGAGGGGGGAGGGCUGUUGGAGACCACUCAGAUUGACUCACCAAAAAGAAUUCAGGAGAUCUUAGACUCAGGAAAUGUAUGCAAGACCACACCAGAACAAGAGUCUCAUGCAAAAACUGAGCAAAAUUCAACACAAGCACCUGCAUCUGACAAAGCACAAGCUUACACACAGGAGCUUAUACAGGACACAGCAGACGAUAUUUCAAAAAGUGAAGCAAACCAUACAGAGCUGAUUAAUGAUGCUACCACACUGGACAAUGAUCAAAAAAUGGAUAUGCCUAAUGUAGAACAGCCAGAGAUCCAGACAACCACACAAGUGACUGUUGAACAACCUCUACCUGAACCCUUCAACGGUCAUACUGAGAAUCCAGCAAAAGAUAAUGAAGAGCUUAAUGAGGAUUCAGUAAAGCUUAUUUACGAUCUCAAAGAGUUUAGCAAUGAGGAUAUAAUCAGAUACAUUGAGCGAAGCUUUGCCUUCUGGAAGGAAAAGGAAGCAGAAUUGUUUGAUAUCUGAAUACUGAUGACUUGAUUAAAAUGAGGAAAAAGUCUUAAAAGUCUUCAGAUAAAGCAUGUCGUGGGACAAAAGAUCUGAGCAGUCAUGUGAGAGAUUUGGUUAGAGAAAAAGUAUCUGAGCAUCUCUUGUCUGAAAAAAUGAUCGAAUGCAGGUUACUACUGAAAAACUGCAAAUAUAGAGUCCACCUAACUACAAUGUAGGGUUAACUGAUGGAGGCCAGAAGAUUUUUUAAUUGGGACUCCAAUUUUAAUCUGAUGUCCAUAUGGAAAGGGCUAUGUUAAAUGCACAAUGUUGGGAAAAAAAUGUUUGGAGCAAGUGUAGAUGGUCCUCAUUCAAUAACCUGAAUGGAUUUCUUUGAAUAUAUGGAUAUAUAGGCAUAGAAAUAUGGUUUUGGUCAAAUUGUAGUCUUGGAUGUUGGUGAGUAACAAUUACUAUCUACCCGUAGUCUAGUGCAGCGCAGUUUAGCUUCACAAUCAAGUGGGCCAAACAGGAAAACGAUGCUGGAUAUUCAGGUCAAGCCACAAUAUAUUGUUAACAAAAAUGACCAAUAUUUUUCAUAUAUAGUGUGAUUCUUAUACAACCCAUGCCCCUCCUAGUAGCCAUUAUAAACAUAGAUAAACAUAACAUUUUGACUAUGUCCAGCUUGUAAAUAAAGAUGUACAAUUACUUCUAAUGAAUUCAGAGACCAAAGAGACAAAUAGGCCAGAUUCAGGCUAUAAAGUAGGCUUCAUAUAUAUUAAUUUGGUGUAAUUUGCAUUCAUCAAAGUUUAUUGACUUUGGCUCUUCCUAAUUUUGAUAGUUAAAUAUACAAUUCUGAGGUAAAUUAUUUGGCUUCUUAUAACUUAAUAAAGUUUUUAUCUAGGUUUAGCCACUGAGGUAUUGAUGGCACCAAAAGCCUAACCCUCUGCUAUAGACACAAAGUAUACAGGGGUUAUGACAUGAAAUGUUACCAAGUAGUGAAAUCCAUGCUUCUUGUUUCACUGUGAUGAACUGGAACCCCGUUCAGGGUGUGUCCUCAGGGUGUAGGCUCUGGAUUCACUGUGAUAUUGAUAAAUCAAUGCUUGAUUAUUGAUUAGCUUCUUGUUCAGGUGUUCCUGCUGUGUAUUUAGGAUUAUUUAAGGGCCCACUCAUUAUUAAAAUUACUAUUUUCAUAUGAAGAUUACUGGUAUUUCAUAAUUUUUUUUACAGUUCAAGUACGACAUCUCCUUUUAAUUAGCUUCUUCUGUAAUGUAAUUGUUUUUGCUAUUUGGUUGAACCUACUGGAUGUUUAAAACUCAAGCUACAAUGAUUAUAACAUUCAAGUGUUUAUUGAUGGUAAUUUUGGAUGUUAGUUUGAUUUAAGUUUGAAGUGUUUUUGUUUUUUUGGUUCCACAUCAAUAAAACAUGUAGGGUGUAUUUCUCGCUAAUGUCUCUUUUUUUGUCAAUUUUUCGAUCAUUCAUUACAUGUAGUGCUUAUGCUCCGAUACAUACUGUGAGGAGAAAUACAUAUUCAGACACUUGUGUUUUUGUUAUUUAAUAUGCUACCAAUGCAUUUUUUUAUUUUCUCUGUUGACUUAACUAUGUGUAUAAUUCUAAGAGCACCAUACCUACAUUGAAGCCUGGUGGUGGGAGCAUUGUAUUAUGGAGCGGCUUCUCUGAAAAUGGUACCAGGGCAUUAUGCGUCAUUAAAGAAAACAUGCACUCGGGCAUUUUAGAGGAGAGUUUAUCUCAUUAGCAUGAAGAUUAAUGAGGAGAAGGUGGAAUUUUCCCAAAUGUCUGGGCUUUUAAUCCCAUUCAAAAAUAAAUAAAUAAUCCCAUUCAACACUUGGAUAAUUGAAGACAAUUUGGUAAGAGUUUAGGCCAUAAUUGAAUGCAAAACACUAACUAAACACUAACUAUUUAUAACUUAUUCAAUAACUUAUUUCUUGAGACAUCUCAGAGGUGUAAUUGCCAACAAUGGCUUUGCAACAAAGUACUAAUUGAUGGUGAAUAUUUUUCCUUUACCAAUUUAUUUAUUCAUGUUUAAGAAACUCUAAAAUUUUGUUCAUAUUUAUAAGUACAAACUCGUGCACUGGACUGUAAAAUAUACAGUAGGUUAUACGAGUCAAUAUUACUUCUUAUAUAAAUUUUCUUUUAAUUUUCAUUGGAUAAUUAAGAUAUCUUAGUUUACAAAAAGGGUUCACUCUGAACUUUUUUUUCCAGUAGAGACUCUCUUAUUCGAAGCUGAUUGAUUUUUGUCUUUAAACAGUUGAGAGAUAUGGCUUCUGGUUGGUUGGCACCUAAAGCACAUUAUGUUUUGAUUUCCAACUGUGCUAAUGAUCUCAAGUCACAACACACAGAUCAUAUCCAACGCUCCGGUGUUGAAACUUUACAUGUUUUAGGUGUUAAUCCGUUUGUGCUUUUUUGGUGUUUUUUUUUUCUUCCGUCAUAAUUCCCAGGGGAGUAUUUAAAUAUUAAGGUGUAGAUUCGAUUACCUAGACGUGGAGCCCUUGCCAUUGAAAUUGCUUCACUGGAGCAGAUUUAGUGUAACUGAUCCACUCCAAAGGAAAGAUGAGAAGCUCAACAUGGCCACCUCCUGCUCUGGCCUCUUGUUACAAUGUGUAAGGCUGCAGAAUAAUGUUUCAUUCCAUGUGAAGACAGAACUGUAGACGUGAACUGUAGACUGUAGAGGAAUUUGGUUUCAGGUCCUCCUCCUCGAAUUUUCCCUUAUGAUUCCCCUUCAGGGAAUCUUGAGGCCUGAGAAUAGACAAUGUACAAAUGAGUUGAAAGCUUACAAAUAAACAUGGCAGCUUUAUAUGGAUGGUGCAUUUUGUACACAGAGGGAAUUAAGUGCUUUAAAUAAACAGAAAGGAUAAAUUGAUAGAUAAUAAAAAUGAAUCAAAUAAAUUGCUAUUCUAUUUGGAUAAUGUACAAAUGCAAAAUUUAAUGAUAAAAAGAAUAAGUUAAUAAAAUAAAGUGCAGCAGAAUCUUUUUUUUUUUUUAAAGAAUAGAAAUAUUUAACCCACAUAUAUUUUUACCGAGAUGUUCAGUAGGUUGUUUUCAGAUAUGUAGCAUGAAAGCAAACUUUGACGCAUUAUUAUACAUUUUACAGGCCUGCUAGAUCAACAUAUAAAGUAUUUUUUAUCGGGGGUUUUUUUUUUUUGUUUGAAUGAUUUUAUUUCAAAUACUCUGAAUUUUUACGAUCAAGCUAGAUCCAUCCUGAUAAGAAAAAGCAAUAUCUUUAUCAUGUGUUACAGUUAAUACAGUUUUUUAUCUGUUCUUAAAUCUCCUAUAAUUUGUAAAAGUGUAGAUAAAUUGAAAUGAUGAUGAGCUUACUGACCACAC